CAUUUGUUAAUAGAGACAUAGAUAGAUGCCCUUCAACACUGUAAAUAAGAAACAGCCACUGACUGUCACCACCACAUGGGCCUGCAUCUUCUCAGCAGCUUCAGAACUGGCGUCUCCGUGUGAGUCCGUGCAGCCGUAUCACUGCCUGCGUUCCCUGAGACACCAGCCUAUAACUUACAUCCCGGCCCUCACUUAGGGGGCCACUUCAGUGCCGUCGGAGAGCCCUCCAGCUCUGAAAACCAGAUCAUCGCAGGAGAUGCCUCAGUGCUGUCCCUGGGCAGGCAAAGGCCCAGCCUCCCAGUGCAACGUUAGCCUGAAGAAGCAAAGGAGCCGCGGCAUCCUCAGCUCCUUCUUCUGCUGCUUCCGUGACUACAAUGUGGAGGCCCCGCCAGGCAGCGGCCCCGGCGUGCUUCCGCCGCUGGUGGAGGAGAACGGCGGGCUCCAGAAGGGUGACCAGAGGCAGAUCAUUCCCAUACCAAGUCCACCAGCUAAAUACCUCCUUCCAGAGGUAACGGUGCUUGACUAUGGAAAGAAAUGUGUGGUCAUCGAUUUAGAUGAAACAUUGGUGCACAGUUCAUUUAAGCCUAUUAGUAAUGCUGAUUUUAUUGUUCCCGUUGAAAUUGAUGGAACUAUACAUCAGGUGUACGUGCUGAAGCGGCCACACGUGGACGAGUUCCUGCAGAGAAUGGGACAGCUCUUCGAAUGUGUGCUCUUUACUGCCAGCCUGGCCAAGGAAACCCAGCCUCCCCCCGCGCUCUGCUUCGUCAGGAGGAGGACUCACCCGUGGAGCCGGGAUGCUGCUUGCAGCCCUGCACCCUGCAGCCAUGACAGCCUUGGCUCUGCACUCGGGCUGCUGUGUGUUCCACCACCGGCCUUCCCAGCACCACCAGCCUCAGGCGCUUCCCACUUCCCCGGCAGAGCCUCUGGGCCCCUGAGGACCUCUGACUGUGCCCCUCACUCAGGUCUUGGUGCUGAGGGCUGGCCCCACAUGGCCGGGAGCUGCCACUCUUUUACCUCCAGCCCCAGCCGUGCAGUCUGGAUGAAGAUUUUCCCUCAGUACGCAGACCCUGUGGCCGACCUGCUGGACCGCUGGGGUGUGUUCCGGGCCCGGCUCUUCCGGGAAUCAUGUGUUUUCCAUCGUGGGAACUAUGUGAAAGACCUGAGUCGCCUUGGGCGGGAGCUGAGCAAAGUGAUCAUCGUGGACAAUUCUCCUGCCUCCUACAUCUUCCAUCCUGAGAAUGCAGUGCCUGUGCAGUCCUGGUUCGACGACAUGACGGACACGGAACUGCUGGACCUCAUCCCCUUCUUCGAGGGCCUGAGCCAGGAGGACGACGUGUACAGCAUGCUGCACAGACUCUGCACUGGAUACCCAUGGAGCUGUUGGGGAAUUUUCUUUGCUGCUACUGCGCUGCCACCAAAUGGAAUUGACCAGCGGCUGUUACACUGUUUUUUGCCACUGUGCCUACGCUCAGAAUCUGCUCACUGCUAAGCUGCAGACUUGGACAGGGUCAGAAACCUAGGUGUCCCACCCCACUGCAGACUGCGGACCGCGUUCCUUCUCUGGCACCAGCCUCACCGGUUCAGGAGGGAACAAAGACCAAAGGGCCGGCGCACCUCAUCGGUGUGGCGUUCCUUUUCAAGCUGCAGUCAGCCUCAGAGCUUGUGCUAAGCUGACCGUUCUCUCAGGAGAACCUGUGGCCUCAAGCUGCCACCAUGCUGAUGUGGCCCGAGUCCAUUUCUUGGGCUUCUCUGUUGAAGCACAGCCUGUUUCUGAGCUGAGGGUGGGGGAGACGCAUCUGGACGUGGGACCCAUUACCCAGAGCCAGGGAAAGGAAGGGCCCCCUCCCUGAGCUGUGGCUCCUUUUGCAGCCUUUUCCAGUGAGAUCUUUUAAGCAGUGCCAUGAUCCUCGUUUGACAAUGAGAUGGUCUAUAUAAAGUAUUGCUCUUAAAGAUAAUUAAAAACAACCCUUUCAUGUUGGCACCGUUGCCUUAGUCCUCUGUGGGUCAGGCCGGAGUUCUGGUGGGAGCCACCAGCACUAAGAAGAUUGGAAAACAGUUGGGGUGGGGGGGGGGUGUCAAAGUAAAAUUUCUUUUCUGCUUUCAUUCACAAAAUAGUGAAGCCAGCUGCCAAUCACGUCCUCCCAACAGCACUUUGGUCUGCGGACUGCCGUGCUUUCAGGAGAGAAGUAAGUAUUUAGGGGUAACCAGGUCUCCCGACACUCUGAGUGUUCCAAAUCCAGUCAUCCAUAUGCCAGUUAAAAUAGAAACAGCCCCUUGCUCAGUGUGACCACAGGAAAUGACAGUUAUGUGGCAGGUUUGCACACGCCAUACACCUUGAUUCGGAAAACUAGUCAUUAAAUGAACCCACUGCCUUAAAUGUCUUGAAUGUUGCAGUCAAGUGUCUGUCACGUGUUGACAUCCACACAGAAGUCAGUCCUGAUGAGACCCUUAGGCCCCCCUGACCUGUGCUCCCUGCUUUGUUAGCAUCCCAAGGUCUUACUUGGAAUAGGGGGCAGCGAGGAGAUUCUAGAAUAUCCCAGGGGAAUCAAACCUAGGAAUUGUGCCCCACUUCUGAUGGAGUGAAAACACGUGGCAGGCUUGAGCCAGAUCCUUCACCUGGUCAUUCCCGAGGCCGUAAGCGCCAUUGCACUGAGCCGGUGCAGAGCUGGCGGGGGUGGAGCCCGGUUCCUGCCAUCACAGACACAGAAUGUCUCGGGAGGGCAGCAGGCCCUCCGGGGAGUUCUGGAUUCUGUGCACCUUAUUCGACCCCACUCCAAAAUUCCGUUCUUAUUUUAGCCCUUGAUUCUGCUUUAUGUAUAUAAUCAAAAUAUCUAUAUUGAUAUAUAUAUUUUUAAUCAUCUACAUGUAAAUGAAGCAAUAGAAUUCUAACAUAAGGCCAAGAAAUGAGAUGAAUGUUUGGGGUUAUGUUUUUAAGGUAAAUACGGGUAUUGUUUUUACUUAUUACCUUUUAUGAGAUUGUGGGCUUUAAAACCUAAGGAAACCUAUCUCUGUGCCAUAUACUUCCCAUGUUACCAAAACACCCCCAACUCUUUAGCCAAAUGAAAAAUCUGACCUCCUGAGUUUCCAUGGUCCUUUUGGUACCAGGUUAAAAUAGAGUCUCCUGGACAAUUAUUUUUUACCUUAAUAUCUGGAACAGGAUACCGGGGGUCAUGGACUCUGGCCGGGCCCCGAGUGGAGGCGCCCAGGCACAGUGGAGGUUGUCACUGCUCUGUCUUCCAUUGCUCUGGAAUCCCACAUGUUGGUCCAUGGUCUCACCCAUUAGCUGUUUGUAAACAAUGCAUCUGUAUCCUAAAGAGAAAUAUCCUAAAGGGAUACAGCUAUGUAUCCCGUCAUAGCUGACGGUUGGUGGGGAAGCUCCUCUGACGUGGUGCCAAUUUGAUGAGAUGAUCUUGGAGACAUGAGGAUGCCCUGAUGACACUGACUUGUCAUGGUUGCAGCGUUUGAACGCAUGGUAUGAAAAGGAAAUCUGUAAGUCUAUAACCUGGCAACAUUCUACAACCCUGUGUAUUCAAGAUGGCUUUCUUAUGAAAUCCAGAACCACACAGCCCUAUGGUCAAACACUAGUGACGUUUGUGCCUCUGCUUUUAAAGGUGCUGUGAUGGACAGUUGGCACGCCAGGGUUCGAGAAGAAUGGAUGGUUUGAAGUGCUUUCCCUUACCUGUGCACAAUCAACUGGCUGCCUCUGUUCCUAUUUUACUGUAAAUCUGAUGGUGUCUGCUGCUGUUCAUUCUCCAGAGAGCUUCUAACACCCCCGCCCAAGGGGUAGAGAUGCUGGUGUCUGGGUAGUCAUGGAUUUCUGUUGGACAUCUGAAUGUGAUAAACAUCACUGGGGAAAUACUACAUGUGGAAUGUGCACGUUUCCAGGGGCGAGCAUUGUCAGUCAAGAGGUUUGCAAUGAUUUCCUUCCUGCCAAAAAUAAAUACGUGAAACCGCG
Molecule: messenger RNA, 3955 nt
Organism: Dama dama (fallow deer)
Lineage: Eukaryota; Metazoa; Chordata; Mammalia; Artiodactyla; Cervidae
Gene: CTDSPL
Product: CTD small phosphatase like
Exons: 10
Coding region: 257-1489 (410 amino acids)
Molecular function (GO): RNA polymerase II CTD heptapeptide repeat phosphatase activity
Source: RefSeq, a predicted model, not a curated record